Eptesicus fuscus (big brown bat) is the source of this 1719-nucleotide messenger RNA. RefSeq names its product organic anion transporter 7-like. The record is from RefSeq and is a predicted model, not a curated record. Bases 1 to 1683 code for a protein of 560 amino acids. The transcript is spliced from 10 exons. Gene Ontology annotation, molecular function: transmembrane transporter activity. NCBI's taxonomy places the organism in Eukaryota, Metazoa, Chordata, Mammalia, Chiroptera, Vespertilionidae. Gene Ontology annotation, biological process: transmembrane transport.
AUGGCCUUUCACAAGCUGCUGGACGAGGUGGGCGGCCUGGGCCGGUUCCAGCUCCUGCAGAUGGCCUUCCUCUGCCUCUCCUGCUUCCUGGUGUGCCCGCACAUCCUCCUGGAGAACUUCACGGCCGCCGCGCCCGCGCACCGCUGCUGGGUGCCCAUCCUGGACAACCUCACCCGCAACCUCACCCGCAACCUCACCGGCCCGGCCAGUGGCCCGGGGGCCCUGGGGCAGGACGCCCUGCUGCGGGUCUCCGUCCCGCUGGACGCGGACCGGAGGCCGGAGAGGUGCCGCCGCUUCCGCCACCCCCAGUGGCAGCUCCUGCACCCCAAUGGGACCUGGACCAACGCGAGCGAGCCGGCCACGGAGCCCUGCGUGGACGGCUGGGUGUACGACCUGAGCACCUUCUCCUCCACCAUCGUGACCCAGUGGGACCUGGUAUGUGAAGCUGAGACUCUGAAAUCAAUGGCCAAGUUCUCGUUCAUGGCGGGCAUGCUGGUGGGAGGGGCCAUCUAUGGCCACUUAUCAGACAGGUUCGGGAGGAGGCUGAUUCUGCGGUGGUGCUCCCUGGCGCUCGCCAUCGCCGAGACCUGCGCGGCCUUCGCGCCCUUGCUGCUCGCGUACUGCGCGCUGCGCUUCCUGGCCGGCUUCUGCACCAUGGGCAUCCUCAACAACAGCUCUGUGCUCAUUAUGGAGUGGACCGCGCCCCGCUUCCAGGCCCUGGGGGUGACCACGACCAUCGGCGCCGCCAGCGUGGGCCAGCUGCUCCUGGGGGGCAUGGCCUUCGCCAUCCGCGACUGGCACACCCUCCAGCUGGUGUACUCCCUGCCGCUGUUUGUCCUGUUUCUCUCCUCGAGGUGGCUGGCAGAGUCUGCCCGGUGGCUGAUCAUCGCCAACAAACCGGAGGAGGGCUUACAGGAGCUGAGAAAGGCUGCCCGCAUGAACAGAAGAACGGAUGCCGGAGACACCCUCACCAUGGAGGUUUUGAGGUCCACCAUGCAGGAGGAGCUGGAGGCGGCGCAGACCAAACCUCCCGUGUCCGACUUGUUCCGCACGCCCAACAUGCGUGAGAGGAUCUGCCUGCUGUCCUGUGUGCGACUUGCCAACUUCAUACCCUUUUACGGCCUCAGCCUGCACCUCCAGCACCUGGGGAGCAAUGUUUUCCUGUUCCAGGUUCUCUUCGGCGCCGUCACCCUCCCGGCCAAUUACGUCGCCCUGCUGGCCCUGAACCGCCUGGGCCGGAGGCUGAGCCAGCUGCUCUUCCUGCUCCUGCUGGGGAGCUCCAUCCUGGCCAUCACGUUUGUGCCUCGAGACAUGCAGACCCUGCGUGUGGCUCUGUCGACGCUGGGCGUGGGAUUUUCGUCUGCGGCCAUCAUGUGCUCUCUGGCCCACGGAAAUGAGCUCAUCCCCACCAUCAUCAGGGCCACAGCUUCAGGAAUCGUCGCGAUGGCCGGUAACAUCGGGGCGGCCCUGGCUCCCCUCCUGAUGAUCCUGACGGCGUACUCCCCCCACCUGCCCUGGAUCCUCUACGCGGUCUCCUCCUUCAUCCCCAGCCUCGUCGUCUUCCUCCUUCCCGAGACCAGGAACCAGCCUCUGCCCGACUCCAUCCAGGACGUGGAAAAGGAGAGAAAAGGCUCAAGAAAAGCAGAACAGCAAGACACCUUCAUAAAAGUGACCCGGUUUUAAGGAAUUCCAGGAACGGACUGCUAAUCCAGGAAAAGA